Messenger RNA from Dromiciops gliroides (monito del monte), 2579 nucleotides. It is a transcript of the gene REELD1, whose product is annotated as reeler domain containing 1. Gene Ontology annotation, molecular function: oxidoreductase activity, acting on metal ions. Lineage: Eukaryota; Metazoa; Chordata; Mammalia; Microbiotheria; Microbiotheriidae. The coding region runs from base 1 to 1617 and encodes 538 amino acids. The record is from RefSeq and is a predicted model, not a curated record. The transcript is spliced from 6 exons.
AUGUCACAGGUAAAGGACGAAAUGAAAAUCCAAGUAGGCAUCACAAGAUGGGUAUACACCCUCUUCUACCUGGUUUCAUACACUGAAGCAUUUUCUCACGGUGCAAGCCUUGUGGCUUGUGUUGAUAUGAAGCCCAGACACAUCAGAGCCCAACUUCAGAAUCCCAGGAACAAUUACAUCACCAUCUAUACCAACAUGUCCUCUUACUCACCUGGUGACAAAGUACCAGUGACCGUGAGGAGUCGUGGGGAUUUCAUGGGAUUCCUACUCCAGGCUCGCAGAGUUUCUAAUGAUCAAAUUGCCGGCACCUUUGUUUUUAUCCCUUCUGGCUCCAAACUGAUGUCUUGUUUUGAAGAAGCCAAUACAGUCACCCACUCAGACAAAUCCCCAAAAAGAAAUCUGUCCUUUGUGUGGAAGGCACCGCGCCAACCCAUUGGAGACAUCAAGUUCUUUUUAUCAGUAGUCCAGUCAUAUUUCAUUUACUGGGAAAGGAUUGAAUCAACCAUCGUGUCUCAGCAGACACAAAACAGAACACUUUCUGAUGGCAAUGUGGAGCCAGCUGCAAGCCUGCAGAAACCAAAUGGCCUAGAAGUCACAACCACAGUUUCUAGGCCCCAUAUCACUCUUACACAGCGUCUGCAGCCAGCAGAGUUUGCAGUUGUCAGCCUGCCUGCAACAUCAGUGACAGACAGCUUGGAGCCUGUUCUCAAUGGCCUGACUAUUGAGGUUCCUGGAGAUGAAGUGAAACCCUCUCCUCUCCAUGAUGCGUCAGCGGUGGGCAGCAGCAGUGACCAAAGAGAGCAGCCUGACUGGGACAGUCACAGCACCUUAGAGCCAUCUCUUGAUGUCCAAGACCUGGAGAGAGCUCUGACCUUGGGAAGCUUUGCCUUCGAGGAUUAUGCCUCCAGUCACAACACUCACAAUUGGACACAAGGAGGCUCCGAUUUGGGCACUGCAGUGCCCUGCUUGCAUUGUGAUGAAGGUGAACAGGAGAGGCCCGAGGCCUCCAACCUGAUUCUGACCAGGCCUUCCUCCUCCCUGGGAGAUCUUUUCAGCGUUCAUCUCUCCCACCCCCAGCUCACCCUGGCCACCAAAGUAGAGGCUCUGAACGGUGGUGGGCCGGCCAACUCCAGCAUCCCUUCAAAAGCUUCUUCUGCCUUGAGGCGGUUGGCUCUAAGGUUGUCUGUGCUUCCCAAAUUUUCUACCAGCUUCUUGCCUCAGUCUGAGUAUGUGAACCUCAGAGAAGGGGGCGAUGGAGAGGACAGCACUGGACUCCCUCAUAUGACCAAGCCCAGGCUGGAGGCUGCAGGUCCUGGACUGAAGGAAGACGGCCCCCCUCGGAGGACUGGGAUGGUGACGGCCCAGCUGGGGAUCCUCCUUUGCCUUUCAGCCACUCUUGGCAUGGCUUUGGCCGCCGGCCUGCAUUGCCUCCAUUCCCGGUACUGCCGCCAGAGGACCGGAGUGUCCUUUGGUGAGCCCGGUGGUGACAUCAUCGCAGUGAGAGACAGUGGGGAAAGGAUGCACUUCAGAAAGAUACGAGAGAACAGUGUCAUGUUAGUUCAAGCUGAAUACAACUGGAUCACCCCCAAUGGUGGAUCUAAGAGACCUGCAGUCUGAAAACACAAGCCCAGUGGGCCUUUCCCUCAGCGCCGGAGUGUUUAUUAGCUAUAGCCCUGCUCCUAAGAAUGCUGCCUGAUCCGUGCAGGAAAUCGUGGGGAAGGUUAUUUAGCGAGUAUUCAGUGCAGAGAAAUGGUCGUCGUGUGGAAUGAGGAGUGUUAGUUUUAUCAACAGAGGGAGUUCUUUCACACACUUAUUUUCUUAACAUUUGUAAUUUCGUUCCUUCCCCCCCCCUCUUUUUUGCAAUUAGAUGGCUCUGUUUGAAGAAUUAAACCUAACACAAUGAAUAUUGUAUAACCUGCUCAUUAACUAGACUCCUGUGGCCGCCAAGCUUCCUCUAUAGCCUUAAGGACCCAGCAGCAAUAGAAAUGCGGUCCCUGCUCCUUGUGUCAGAGUCAUCUUGUAUUACUCUUGGAAAAAAGAGAAAAGGGUUUCUGGGGCUAUUUGUCUCUUUCAGGAAAAAGAGCAGUUGACCUCUGAACCGCAGCCAUCGCUUUGAUAAACCCCCUUUCCUGACACUCCACCCCAGCCUCCUGCAAACACCCAAAGGGAAGUUUUCUUUUUAAAAUAGAUAGAGUUCUGAUUUAGCUGGAUAGGUGAAAGCAAGGGCGGAUAAUCUGCUCUUUGUAAACCCAAAGGCCUGGCAGGACAGCCAGGCACAUGUUAAAACAAUAACACAAAGCACUAGUGGCCACAGAUGGUCCUGUGAGGGAAUGAAUGGGACUCUUCAACCAGUGAGAAUGAAGCCUCCCCAUCCCUGUCACUGACCCAUCAAGAUAAGCAUGUUCAGUGAAUUAAACAGUAUUUUCAAAAUGCCUACUAUGUGCUAAGCCUUGCUAUUAUUUGCAUAUUAUCUCUUCCAUUAGAACAUGAGCUUCUUUAGGUCAGGAACUGUGCUUUUACCUUUCUUUGUAUUCUCAGUAUUCAGCACAGUGCCUGGUAUACAUGAAGAGCUUAAUAAA